AUGAAGCGACGCAUGCAACUCAUCGCCGUUUGGCUGGGCCUUUUGGCCGCAGCCACCUAUGCACAGACGCAGCAGGAGUCCUCUGCCAAAUGGUCGCGACAGCUGGAGUCUGUUGCCACCGGGGAUUCGGACGCGUUGGACUGGGUGCCGCUGGCACAGCCACUGGAUGACAGCGGCAAGGAUCGCUCUGGCAAUGGACGCGUGCUCACCUACUCGCAGUCCUUUCCGCCCAGUGCGCGUUUCGGCGAUCUAGGCAAGCCAACUGGUGGGCAGUUUGAUUUUCCGUAUCAGUUCCAGCGUUUUUCCAAUGGCGGACCACAGGCGCUGCCCUUGCGUCACCAGGGCCCACCGCCGCUAAAGAGCAGCGCCGGGCAGGAGCCCACAUCGCAGUCGUUCUUCAAGUUCGAGAUGCCCUUCCACAACGAGGCCAAUCAGCCGAAUGCGCCGCCCACUCUGCAGACGGGCUAUCAGAUACAGCAUUCCUUUGGAGGCGGCGGCGGUCUGCCCGCACCCUCCUCGCUGUUCAGUCCACCCGCGCUCUUUGGCCAGCAGCAGCAGCAGCAGUUCCCCGACUUCCAAGCACUGCCACAAAAACCACUCGCCCAGGCGCUGAGCAAGCCCCUGCAUCAGCAGAACUAUAUACAGGAUAAUUUCUCCAUUAAAUCCCAUGGCAAGCCCUUGCCCACACAGGCUUCUCUGCAGAGCGUCACACCGCAAGUGUUUCCCGUGGAUCCCGAGCCGGAAUCGGUAUUUGGUUUAAACAAACAGGCUGCUCCUUCGUCUGCCUCCUCCGCUAACAAUCAACAGCAGGAGGUGCAGCUGCUCUAUGUGCCCUAUGACACGCUCUACAAUCAGCAGCGUCAGCCUCAGGGCUCUUCGAGCCUCGGUUCGAGCAGCUUUGAGGUGAACAAGUUCAAUGUAAAUGCUGGACUGCCCGCCGUCAAUCCCUAUCAGAUCAAUCAGUUCUACACCCAAGAUCCGAGCGUAGGCAGCGACUUCUUUGGUUCCGGCACCACCGCACGACCCAGCAGCACCACCUCACAGCCGCAGCACAUCUUCCAGAGCUUUGCACAGCCACAAGCACAGGCGCAGGCGCAGUCUCAGCCUCAAUUCACCACGGCUAAGCCCAAGCCGAAGGCCCAUCAGCCCCCGCUGGCCAUGUUCCUGUUGCGUCCCAACGCACGGCCCACACAGUCGGAUGUGGUUGCCGCCCUGCGCAAUGCCCGCGCCAUUUCGGUCAUCGAUGCGCCCACUAAGCAGACGCCGGAUAUUUUUGUUGGACCUGCCGGCAUGCCCAUACCCGACGGCUAUGUCAAGUUUGAUCUGCCCUAUCUGUCGCAGCUGGCGCACUCCCGCGACCUCCAGGAUGUCUCCUUCUUCGUGGCUCCGCUCAGCUACCGCACGCCCAAUGGAUUCAAUAAAAUCCUGCUGCCCGAGCCACAUGUGGGCUCAAUUGUGAUCAAUCGCGCCAAGGACAGCGCUGCCAUACAGGAGCUCGUCCAGCCGCAGCACGUGCGUACGCAGCGUCCUUAUACCACCACCAGCAGCACGCGCAAUCCCUUUGAGACUUCCACCCAGCCGCAGAGAGCCGCCGCCAGUCCGGCACCCACGCGCGGCAACAAGUUCAGCUACUACUACGUGCAGGAUGGCAUACAGGAGGUCAGCUCGCCCAAGCAGCCCGCCAAGCAGGAGCGGCACAAGAAGAAGCGACCACAGCAUGCGCCCGUGGAGCAGCCCGUUUACCGUGCGCCAGCGAAGACGCCAAAUCCCUUCGACACACUGAAUCAAAUCGGAGGCGAGGACUUCUUCAACACGCUCAGCAGCAAGCCCAGCACCUCAACAACUAGCUCCACUUCCACCAGCACGUCAACCACAUCGACUACUUCAACUACAGCCCCGCCACAGACGUUGUUCACCUACGGCUCCAGGCCGCAGGUCGAGUUCCCCAGCUCGAAUGGUCAACUUUAUCCUCAAUUCGACACGGCACCACAGCUGCAGCCGGUGCAGGAGCAGCUGCCACGCCUCACAACACGUCCGCCCACUGCAACGACAGCGGAGGAGGAGCUGCGCAUGAAGCAGUACUUCCGCCAGCAGGACGCCUUCCGUCAGCGCCCGCAAACCACCAAUCCACCCUUCGAGCAGGUGCAGUACACGCCCACUACCCUGGACUAUGACGUACCACAGCCCACAACGACGCAGAAGACCAAACAACGGGUGAACAUAUACACGCCAGGUGCAGUGCCCGUGACAACCUCCGAUGUGGGCUACAAUGUGGAUCCACAGGGCCAGCCACCGCUCAACCACCGUCCCAGCUACAAUCAGAACGAGGUCAUCGACAGCGGCAAUGUGGAGUACGAACCGAAUCCCUACCACGUGCCAUCCGAACUGCCAGCGCUGACGCCCGAUAUUCCUGGUCUGGUCAACAAUCUGCAGGAGAAGGACAAGCUGGCUGCCACCACAACACCGCUUAGCGAGCCGGAGCCGGAGACGCGUCCCACACGUCGACCGUUGCUGCGCACGCGUAAGCCUGCCAUCUCCAAGGUAGUGACCACCUCGUCGGUGUCCUACUCCGAGUCCGAGACCAAUGCCAAGCUGCCUACGCAUCGCAUCAGACGCCCCUAUGGCAGCAGAGGCACCUCAGCAGCCGCCACAGGCAGCACAGACAAUGGCGAAGAGGUGAACAGCACAACACGUCGUCCGGCCAGUUCACGUAAUCCUCUGCUGCGCAAUCCCAAUCGCAUACGCUACCAACCCACGACAGAGGAGCGUCAAACGCUGAAGACCAAGAAGAAGCACUACAAGGGCUCCAAGAAUGGCAAGCCAAGUGAGGAUCAGGAUUUGGAAUAUCAGCGCGAUGUGCUGAAGCAAAACUAUCCAGUGUUCAAGGCGCCUUCUCGCCGUCCCACCAGUCCCACGGCCAUACCCAGCUCCUAUGAUGUGGGCAACACCGAGGGACCGGCCUCCGAGUCGCAGCAGGUGUACACGGUCACGCCCAGCAAUAGCAUUGAUCAAGGAGAUCAGGGCGUCUAUGUGCCCAGCCUGCUGGAGCCCAUGCAGAUAGCCCAGCACUACAACGAGUUCUCCAAGGAUAACUAUGGACCCGGCUAUUUCCCUAAUCAGGAGGAUCUGAAUCCCACGGAGGCCAUAGUGCGCAACGAAGUGAGCCCCAUCUUUACCACACUGGCCACGACCACACCCUCCACCACCAGCACAACCACCACCACCACCACCACUGAGGCGCCUGUGACGACAACCACGCGCCGCUCUCCCUUCAUACGCCGCAAUUAUCCAAGGGUGCGCACCACCACAACCACUGAGCCGUCUGUGACCACCACCACGCCCUCGGAGGAGCGCCCAUCUAUUCGCUCUCGCCUGCCGCCACGUCGCGUAGUCAAGGUGCGUCAACGCCAGCGUCGUCCAGCACAUCCAGCCUCCUCUACCGCUGCCCCGGAGGAGGAAGUGGAGCAAGUUACCCAGAGGCAGAAUCUGCGCAAGCUCAGCCGUUACAAUCAGGAACAGUCUGAGAGGGAGGCUCCUCAGGCGCCACCUCGUCGUCGUUACAAGCAGCCCUUCCAGCUGGAGGGCCAGGAGUCCCAGUGGUCACCAGCUUCGGAAACAGGCAACAGCAAUACCAACAGCAACAGCUUCAAGCCUCUCAAUCCCAAAUAUGGCUCCAAGAACGAAGCACACAAUUUCGAGAAUGAGCCGGAGAUUGUGACGGCGGGACCCACAGAUCAACCGGAAACCUACGAGUUCAACGUAGCUGCCAAUCUCGGUGGAUCUGGAGCUGCACAGCGUACGACGCCCGCGCUAAAGGCGCCGAACCUAAAACCUGAGAAAUCCUUUGCGGAACUCCUAGAGGAGGUCAUGGGCAAGGCACCCGAGGAGCUGGCCACCGAGACACCCACAAGCAGCACCAUUGGACGCCUCAAUAGGCGUGGCAAGUGGAAAAAGUCGCGCGUCUCAGGCGGCUCAGAUAAUGGGGAGAAUUUCGAAACAGCCGAAUCCCAGAACCUGGGACCACAGCUCUACAAUUCGUUGUAUGCCGGCAGUGAGAAGAAAGAGGAGCCGGAGCUAAAGACUACAACACCAAUGACACCAGCUACCGAGGCUCCAACGACCACCACCUCUGAAGUGGUAACCACUACAGCGGCAGCCAUCACAACGCCGGAGGAGUACGAGGUGACCACCGCCAAGAGUUCCGAUGCAACAACAAUAGCCACAACGCUGGCCAUGAGCGAGGAGAGCGCCACGCGCCGCAUGGACACGGCUGCGGACGUGGAUGACCUGGAGACGCAGCCGAGCAUCUUCUCCGAGGUGCGGCAACAGCUGCACGAUCUCUUCGCCAUCGAUGAGAGCGAGGAUCAAGCAGUGACCGCUGCGCUGGCAGCCGUUGGCAAACGUCGCCAGGCAUACACGAGCAUCAAGCGCACCAAGCCAGCCACGCCCGCCGAGAGCAGCACGCUAGCGGCCACAGAGGCGCCGGCCGAGGUGCUGGACACCACCACAGUGGCGACGCCUGCCAACGGCAAGGAGGAUAACUUUCACAAGGACCUGAUGGAGCACGUGGUCUAUGCGACGUCCACCUCAACCAAAGUUACCUCCGAGACAGAGAUCUGCUAUCGCGGCCGUUGCAUACGCUCCGAGGAUCUGCCCGCCAACCACAAGCUGCACUGAGCGCCGCCACAUCAGGGCACUCCCCAUGUAAAUACAUAAGGACAAGCGA
Messenger RNA from Drosophila montana, 4726 nucleotides. Its product is annotated as mucin-2. NCBI's taxonomy places the organism in Eukaryota, Metazoa, Arthropoda, Insecta, Diptera, Drosophilidae. Bases 1 to 4677 code for a protein of 1558 amino acids. The record is from RefSeq and is a predicted model, not a curated record. The transcript is spliced from 4 exons.